Molecule: messenger RNA, 1165 nt
Organism: Papaver somniferum (opium poppy)
Lineage: Eukaryota; Viridiplantae; Streptophyta; Magnoliopsida; Ranunculales; Papaveraceae
Product: E3 ubiquitin-protein ligase RMA1H1-like
Exons: 2
Coding region: 213-1016 (267 amino acids)
Biological process (GO): ubiquitin-dependent protein catabolic process
Cellular component (GO): endoplasmic reticulum
Molecular function (GO): metal ion binding; ubiquitin-like protein conjugating enzyme binding; ubiquitin protein ligase activity
Source: RefSeq, a predicted model, not a curated record
GAAACCGUAUCCCCCUCUCCCUGUUUUCUGUUUCUACUGUUUUUCGAUUUUUUUUUAGAUCUUCGCCUCAAAAAUAAAAAAAUUCUCUUGGUUUUCUAUAUUUUCUCUCGAUUCUUUUGAUAUACAGAGUCGCCAUUAAAUCUCUCAGUUCGGAUCGAUUUCUCUUUAAAAGUCUAGCUGCUGUAUAAAUUUUACGAUUUAAACAAAUUGAUAUGGAUGCAGAAGCUUAUUUCCAAGAAGCCAUGUCACACCACUCAGAGAUGGGUGCAGAUUUUUCUAAGUCAUGGGAAAACUCUGUUUCUUCUUCUCCUGCAAAAUGUUCUGACAGCACUGAUGAUGGUUUUCAAUGCAAUAUCUGCCUGGACCAUGCCCAUGAACCUGUAGUAACUUUAUGUGGUCAUCUGUACUGCUGGCCUUGUAUCUACAAAUGGCUUCACUUCCAGAAUUCUUCUCCUAGCAUAUCAGAUCAACAGCCACAAUGUCCUGUCUGCAAGGCGGGUGUGUCCCAGUCUAUGUUGGUUCCACUUUAUGGAAGGGGAUACUCUCUUCCUCGCCCAGAAACAGACCAUAACGACAAGGGAUCCUCUCUCGAGAUACCUUCAAGACCUUCAGCUCAUGGAGUGCAUGCCCUAACUGCCGCUAGUCCAACUAGUGAUGGUAGUAGUGGUAAUCAUUUCAGAUUGCAAUCACAGUUCCAGUCUAAUCAGCAACAACCGCAGCAUUACCCUCGGUUUUACAAUGAGACCUUGGCAUCAUUUCCUCGUUCAGGGUCCGCGACAGCAACAGUAGCCGUUCAUCCGAUGGUAGGAAUGUUUGGUGAGAUGAUGUAUGCAACUGCAAGAAUCUUUGGUAAUGGUUCUGAGAUGGGUUUAUUUGUCCAUCCGAACUCAUAUGAUUUGAUGAGGAAUAAUAGUAGCCCAAGGGUUAGAAGGCAAGAAAUAAAGACUGAAAAGUCUCUUAAUAGGAUUUCAAUCUUCCUCUUCUUCUGUGUAAUUUUAUGCCUACUCUCCUUCUGAAACUUGAUUAUUCUUCUUCUGUUUCUUUUUACUAGGUUCGUUUUACUCACUUUUUUUUCUACCUGUAUACAUACCUGUAAAUGUUUUGGGAUGAGCUUUAUGAAGAUAAAAUGUACUUGGAUAGAUAUAUCAAUUGCCAAAAAUAUCAA